This is a messenger RNA of Lathyrus sativus (Indian pea), 357 nucleotides long. The record is from the annotation of a GenBank genome assembly. NCBI's taxonomy places the organism in Eukaryota, Viridiplantae, Streptophyta, Magnoliopsida, Fabales, Fabaceae.
AUGACAUUCACCACAAAUAUGUUUGUUAGAGGUGCAGAUAAGUCAUAUGCAAUGGAGGGGGGGGGGAACUUUAACUUUAAGAAAAAUGAUAGCAAAAGAAUAGUUAUCAGGUGUGAUAAGGAAUAUUCAUUUCAAAUGAGAAUUAGUAAAAGCUUAGCCAACCAAUUCUGGAAGUUGGUGAGUCUGAAUGAUGAUCACAUUUUUCAUGGGACUGCCAAGAAUAUGCAAGCUAAAAUUGUUUGGAUAGCCAAGAAGUUUAUACCAAUCCUAAGACAUGCACCUGAAAUGAUGCCAAAGGGAUUGAUUGUAAAGGCACUUGAAGCGGAGUGUGAAGUUGUCCUCACCUCAAGCAUAUAG